AUGGUGUUCACCCAGGACUCUCCUGCGCCCACACUGUGGCCUGUGCCGGGAUCAUGGGCCAUUGGCCAAUGCAAGCCUGAACAUUGGCUGAGUUUCCCGCUCAGGAUGAUGAAAAUGAUUAAUGGAAUAACAUUAUGUGGAAAUCCCAGGCAUCUAGGUGAUUUAGUACCCCCUGGAAAAGGAAAGAGCUCUCGACCCAGGGUUAGAAUUCCCAGGUUUGGUCUAGACCCUGCUUACAACACCACCAGCUCCCUCACAGGGCUUGGGAAGGCUUUUGGAAACGGCUUUGAAAACACAGGGCACUACCACCUGUGUAUCUCCUGUUGUUGCUUUGCUUUUCUUGAGUCUUGGUUUACACUGAAAAGCAAAACCCAUCCGAUGGUGCCCCGCUUCAGAUCAAUGUGCGUCUCUGCAGAGGGCACCCAAGGGAACACAGUGGCGAUGCUUCAUGGUGGAGGUGUGAUGGACUGCCCACAGAUUCUGUGGCAGUUGGGAACCAGCGUGAUGUUGCCCCUGUCACAUGAAAGGAUGAAUAAGAGCAUGAAUGAAAGCAUCCACAUCGUCGUCUCAAUGGCAAAAUCACCAGGGGAUAUCAACAAGAAGAAAAUAGUGUCUCUCGGUCCGUCUGAAGCAGGCUUACCACAUUACCUGGGAAACCGCUACAAGUUCUAUGUGGAGAACCUCAGCCUGGGAAUCCUGGAAAGCAGUGAGGAUGAUGAGGGCUGGUACUUUAUGACCGUGGAAGAAAACAUUUCUGUUCAACACUUUUGCCUGCAGCUAAAGCUUUAUGAGCAGGUCUCCACUCCAGAAAUUAAAGUGAUAAACAAGACCCAGGAGAACGGGACCUGCACCCUGAUGCUAGGCUGCACAGUGGAGAAGGGGGACCAUGUGACUUACAACUGGAGUGAGAAGGCAGGCACCCACCCACUGAGCCUGAGCCUAGCCAACAGCUCCCGCCUCCUGUCUCUCACCCUCGGCCCCCAGCAUGCUGGCAACAUCUACAUCUGUACCGCGAACAACCCCAUCAGCACCCGCUCCAAGGCUUUCCACCCAUGGUCCAUGUGUGAGCCAGGGUCCUUAGAUCCAGGACCUCCAGGACUGUAUCCUGGGCUGUUUUUAGGGGGUGUCAUUGUUGUCAAUGUGAUUGUCAUCACGAUGGUACUACUACUGUUGAGAAGAAGAGGUAAAACGAACCAUUACCAGCCAGCAACGGAAGAAAAAAGCCUCACUAUUUAUGCCCAAGUCCAGAAAUCAGGUCCUCUUCAGAAGAAACUUGACCCCCUCCCAGCUCAGGAUCCCUGCACCACCAUUUACGUUGCUGCCACAGAGCCUGUCCCAGAGCCCGCCCAGGAACCAAAUUCUAUCACAGUCUAUGCCAGUGUGACACUUCCAGAGAGCUGA
Molecule: messenger RNA, 1401 nt
Organism: Carlito syrichta (Philippine tarsier)
Lineage: Eukaryota; Metazoa; Chordata; Mammalia; Primates; Tarsiidae
Gene: SLAMF1
Product: signaling lymphocytic activation molecule family member 1
Exons: 9
Coding region: 1-1401 (466 amino acids)
Biological process (GO): lymphocyte activation
Cellular component (GO): membrane; cell surface
Molecular function (GO): signaling receptor activity
Source: RefSeq, a predicted model, not a curated record